AUGUCUACCGCUAUAAUGCAUCAGUCUGCGCUGUACGAAUUUGGUGAUCUGUUCUUGAAGAAUCAAACUCGCCCAGUGCAGACUAUGAACGCUACCUUGAGUAGUGCCCUUGGUCCAGUCGGCACGAAUAACGUCUCUUCUACCGUCGGCUGGGAUCAGCAUCCAGUUCUCGCACGAGCGGCAUCCGUACCUGCACAACGCGCCGCUUUAGCCGGUCUCCUAAACAGCCUGGGUCACCGCCGCCUUGAACGCACCACUAGCGACCCCGCACCCCCGCCACCUGCGACAAGUCGAUACAAAACUGAACUCUGCCGACCAUUCGAAGAAGCAGGGGUUUGCAAGUACGGCGACAAAUGCCAGUUCGCCCACGGAGUACGCGAGCUACGCAAUCUUCAACGCCAUCCAAAAUACAAAACAGAACUGUGCCGCACGUUCCAUUCUGUGGGAUUCUGUCCAUACGGACCACGCUGCCACUUUGUCCACAACGCAGAAGAAGCUAGACGCCGUGAGCCGCCCUCGCCUGGCGGAUCUCUAGCUUCAUUGUCGUCUGGAGGCUCCCUAGCCUCUUACAUGAGCGACGGGUCCCGCUCGCCGAGGUCCCCCCACUCGCCGCUGACGCCGCAGUCGCCUCUCGCGCCGCACUCGCCGCCCGCAGUGUCUCCGCCCGCACACGCCACCUCUUUCGCCUUCCGUCGCACGAACUCGCCGGACCCGGAGGAAGAGCGAUUGCCCGUCUUCAAUCGCCUCUCUUCCGCGUUCAGCGACAUCGUCAUCGCC
Messenger RNA from Brenthis ino (lesser marbled fritillary), 777 nucleotides. Lineage: Eukaryota; Metazoa; Arthropoda; Insecta; Lepidoptera; Nymphalidae. The record is from the annotation of a GenBank genome assembly.